CCGGGGUUCUUAAAAAUAGGAAACUGUACGCUCCAGUGAAGCAUGCAAUGACGAAAGGAGUAAACUGUAACACCAUACUUCAUUCCCCUGGCAAGAGUAACUCCCGUACAUAACUCUGUUGUCAUAGAUGAACUUGCCAUUUGAGGUAAGCCAUAAAAAUAAAGAUUUAAUUUUCUUUGAUAUGCAUUAUUGUACAUACAUAAUAGGACUAAAUUCUACAUUUCUUUUGAUCAUUACGAUGCAAUGGCAAAAUGUACGUCUCUAAAAAAAAACACUUUCGUUUGGACAAUUUUUAAGAUAGCAUAACAGUUAACUUCAGAUUGAUCUAAGCGUUUUGAUUUAAUGGUAUUAAUACUUUUCAAAUUUGGAGUUUUGAAGUAAGUAUCAUUUUCAAAAUGCACGGACAAAUUUUUUAAUAGCUUGUGUUUGUAAGAAGCUAUUAGUCAGAAUUCAGCUUAUAUAAGAAAUACUUUUUUUGAAUACAUCGAAAAUAUUAUUUAACAAGAAAAAAGUAAUUGAUAAUUAUUUCAAAACCAGACUAAUGAAUUCUUGUUUUAUUUUUGCCUUAUUUGAAAAAAAGACGUAUUUAACAGAAUAAUGGGAAAGCGGUCUCAUGUCAGUUUUUUAAGAGGGCCAUUCAUUUAAUUCUGCCAACAACUGAAUGGUCUGCAUCAAAUUUUUUACGACAGAAGCAGGUGAACGCUCCAACAAAGUUCAAUACAAACGAGCGAGCAUCCCUUCUACCCUAAGGCUGGGUUUCUUUAGGCUACCAACAACUGAGCGUACUAUUUUGCUCAUUCUGUGCCAACCGGUGUCCCUAUCUUGUUCUGCCAUCAAAUUAAAAAUUUUAACCGUAGAGUUGGUAAAAUCUUUUUUUUUUUUUUCCUACCGCCUCUUCAGUCCAAAAACAGGUGAACUGAUGAGUAGCUUGGUUUCCUCGUUGCUGGUCAUUGUGUUUACGGUGGCCACUGUGACGUGUGAUGUCGCCUGGAUGACACCGUUAAGCACCUCAUGGGCAUUCGAAUGUCCGAACGGCAGCGGUUUAAAGAUACUGCAGUCUGCAAGCAUUUACGCCACCAAUGACAGGCAGUGGAGCUUCACCUGUGGUGAUGACGACGCUGCACUCACGAACCUUACCUGUGAAUGGAGCCCAUACGUGAAUGACUACUACUGGAUGUUCAACUUUCAAUGUCCUAAUGAAGGCGUAGUGACAGGUGAGCUAUUGUGUGAUACAAAGUCUUCUUUUGUGUGUAGUUUUAAAAGUUAAAUCUGUAAAUAUAUUAGAAAUAAGUCUAAUGUUGCUCCUAGCCAUAGCUACGCCACUUCAUCGCAUCAUGCUAUGGUAGAUUUGACCCGAAAUUACACAGAAAACGUGCAUUAUAAGAACAUUUAAAAUUAUAAUGAUAUUAACAUUAUUUUCAUCCCACCGUAGGUAUGGCAUCGGACCACAACGGCUACGACAGAAGGCACACGUUUCUCUGCUGCUUCCCCACUGGGUACAUCGCUCACGCGUGUGUGUUCACGCCCAACAUCAACGCGUUGGGAGGAUUCAUGAACUAUCGCCGACCUGACAAUUGGUACAUCCGGGGCUUCAGCAGUGAGUUCAGUCAACUGCCCAAUGGCUACCACGACCGCGUGUUCAUCCUCAACAUUUGCAAACUGGACAAGCUCACUAGUUCUUGACCUGUUAAAUCCUAAAUAUCAAUUGUGAAUCGCUCUUCGUAUUAAACUUCAUUUAAACUUU
This is a messenger RNA of Lymnaea stagnalis (great pond snail), 1744 nucleotides long. The record is from the annotation of a GenBank genome assembly. NCBI's taxonomy places the organism in Eukaryota, Metazoa, Mollusca, Gastropoda, Lymnaeidae.